UCUCUCACUCGCAUCGCCAACGCGGACGCGGAAAAGGGGGAGCGCGAGGCCAUGGCGAAGGGCGACGACGCGUUGGCGCGGAAGCGCAGCAGGGUGCGGCGGAAGCGGAUGCGCAGCAGCGAGAACGCCGUGUCGGCCCGCGUCGCCGGCAUCAUCGCCUCCAAGCGCCGCCGCAAGUCCGGCAAGCGGCGCGGCUGCGAGGGCAUGUGCUUCUCCCUCCCCACCCCCGAGGACCCCUUCAACGACCGCCACGGGAAGAAGCGGAAGGGCGACGACGACGACGACGACGUCGACGGGCCCGCCGGAGAUGCCUCCGCCAAGAAGAAGAAUAAGAAGGACUCCAUCGCCAAGAAGAAGCCGGCGAGGGACGCCGCCGCGAACGGCAAGUCCAAGCCGUUGCCUGAGACUGAGAGGGAGAAGGACGGUGCGGAGUACGACCGGCCGUCCAAGUUCCUGGUGGUCUGCCUCAACGCCAUCCGAGACGCUGCGGCGUCCGAGGACGGCGGCGGCGGCGGCAUCCACGACACCGGCUCCUGGGGCGUGGAGCUCUGGAAUUGCUGCUCGGCGGCGCCGCCUACGGAUGUGCUCGACACCAGCGGCCUAUGCGCUACCCGGGAGCAGACAGCUUGGCUCGUCUCCACGGCCUGCGACAUCGUCGCCAGGAAGGAGAAGCUCGGGGUGGUCGUCUCUUGCCCCUUCCUACUCUACCUUGUCCCCUCCCAGGAAAAUGCCGUACAAGUGCGUUCGAUUUGCAAGCCUCUGAAGAGUCUUGGUAUUCAUUCGGUCAGCCUGCAUCCUGGCGCUUCCAUUGAACACCAGAUGUCUGGAUUAAAGAGUUGUGAGCCAGAGUUUCUUAUAUCCACACCAGAGAGGCUGCUUGAACUUGUGGCUUUAAAGGCGAUUGACAUAUCAGGCGUAUCGAUGUUGGUCAUUGAUGGUUUGAAGUGUUUCAUGGACCUCAAUGCCGGUGACAAGCUUUGUUCUAUUAGGGAUGCCAUAUUGAGCAGUCCUCAAAUAACUAUAUUCAGUGACCCAUCUGACCGAAGUGUAGCUGCACUGGCAACGAAACUGCUCCACGGAAGAAAGAUCAGGAGGCUUUGUACAAAUGACUCCGUUACUUCUCGAAGUGCAUUUGUAACACAAAAGAUACACAUAUGCCCAAGAAAGGACCAAAAGGCACCUAAGGUGAAGCAAAUUCUUGAACAAAUUUUAACUAAUCAUGCUAAAAAGACUGCAAAGGUCCUGCUGGUAGCUGCAAGUAAUCACGAAGCACAACAUCUAUCAUCGUCCCUGAAAUUGCAAAAUUGUACCGUGACUGAUGACUCGCAUGACAACUCUUUUACCAUAUGCAGCAGCGUCGGGUUGAUUAAUGUCCUUGUGAAAGACUGGGAGAGCAUGACAGCGACAAAUUUUGAGGACUUUGACACUGUGUUGGUUGCGGACUUGCCUCCUUCAGUUGACGAAUACACUGAUGUCCUUACUGGUGCAAGCCGUCAUGUGGUUGUGGGAGAGGUGCAUUGCAUCUUUUCUAGCGCCGAUGCUCCUCUUGCAAAACCCUUGUCACAGGUUCUCACAAGCUGUGGUCAGGUGGUGCCUGAAUUUCUCAGAAAACUGGCAUCCUCAUAGCAGGAUUGUUUUUCUCAUGACUAUCAUCGUAGUAUACACAAUUGUAUUCAUGGUCCUCGAAGUCACUAUAAACAGUUUUGUCAGUUUAUUGUUCCUUUCCAUGUAAUUCUCGCAGUAUAAUGAGGACAUUUCGGCCUUGAUGUAGCUUUGUAACAUCAUAUUUUGUUGAUGCAAGCAAGUACUUGCCUGUGAAACAAAUUGCCUUUGCAUUCAUUAACAUUACAUGCCACAAUAAUCAAGUGCAGACCACUGA
Oryza brachyantha (malo sina) is the source of this 1879-nucleotide messenger RNA. Its product is annotated as DEAD-box ATP-dependent RNA helicase 52B. Bases 52 to 1626 code for a protein of 524 amino acids. Gene Ontology annotation, molecular function: mRNA binding. Lineage: Eukaryota; Viridiplantae; Streptophyta; Magnoliopsida; Poales; Poaceae. The transcript has 6 exons. Gene Ontology annotation, cellular component: P-body; cytoplasmic stress granule. The record is from RefSeq and is a predicted model, not a curated record. Gene Ontology annotation, biological process: P-body assembly; cytoplasmic stress granule assembly.